Molecule: messenger RNA, 856 nt
Organism: Mandrillus leucophaeus (drill)
Lineage: Eukaryota; Metazoa; Chordata; Mammalia; Primates; Cercopithecidae
Product: chromosome unknown open reading frame, human C1orf35
Exons: 6
Coding region: 1-480 (159 amino acids)
Source: RefSeq, a predicted model, not a curated record
AUGGCCGAAGUCCACCCUGGACUGGAGAAGGGCGUGGACCGGCUGCUGGGGCUGGGGAGCGCCAGUGGCUCCGUGGGCCGCGUGGCGAUGUCCCGAGAGGACAAGGAAGCCGCCAAACUGGGGCUGUCUGUGUUCACGCAUCACCGCGUAGAGAGCGGCGGGCCCGGGACCUCGGCAACCUCGGCCAGGAGGAAGCCGCGGGCGGAGGAUCAGACGGAAAGCAGCUCUGAGAGCCACAGGAAAAGCAAGAAGGAGAAGAAGAAAAAGAAAAAGAAGAAACACAAGAAAGAGAAGAAGAAGAAAGACAAAGAGCACAGGCAGCCAGCUGAGGCUGCCUCCUCUCCCACAUCUCCCGAGAGGCCCAGGCACCACCACGACUCCUAUUCCAACUCCCCCUGUUGUAAGAGGAGGAAGCGGGGACACAGUGGGGACAGGAGAAGUCCGUCUCGCAGGUGGCAUGACAGAGGCUCUGAGGCCUGAUGGCUGGACCCUGCUCACUGCUAUUGUGGGACCCUGAACUCUCCCUUUGCCUUGCUUGCCUCCUGCCUCGGAAGCCCCUCGUGUGUGGGUGAAGCCCGGGGCUGCUCCUGUGGAAGUGACUCUGGGCACCAGCCUGUGGGGCUAAUGGCUAGACAGCUAGCUCUGGAAAACCUCCAGGUUUCACAUAGCGGGGAUGGUCCCUGGCUUGCCCUGUGAAGGUGAACCUGCCCAGAGGUACCAGCAGAAGCUGGACUCCCUCUGCCAGUAGAGACAGCAGCCAUGGGCCUAUGAGCGGUCUAACUGUGGCCAAGUAUGGUGACCUCUAUUUUUCCUUAUAUUGACUCUUUGUAUUUCAAUAAAUAUAUUUUAAAAGGAA